AUGGAGAGUGUGCUCACCACAGACCCUUCAGAUGGGGCACCCCAUGAGGUCCCCCCUCAGAACGAUGAGGAGAUCAUGGACAGGGGACAAUGGAGCAACAAGCUGGAGUUUGUCCUGUCUAUGGUUGGACAGAUUGUUGGGCUGGGCAAUGUGUGGCGAUUCCCUUACCUGUGCUACAAGAAUGGUGGAGGUGCCUUCUUAAUCCCAUACUUCAUCUUCUUCUUCAUCUGCGGGUUCUCCCUGUUCUUUCUGGAGGUGGCACUGGGGCAGUACACCAGGGAGGGGGGGAUGACUUGCUGGAGGAAGAUCAGCCCCCUCUUUGAAGGUAUUGGCUAUGCCUCGAUGGUCAUGUUAGCCCUGUCAGAUAUAUACUACAUCAUCAUCCUAGCCUGGGCGAUGUUGUACCUCCAGUUCUCCUUCAGCUGGGACCUCCCAUGGUCCUCUUGCAAUAACACCUGGAACACAGAAACCUGUGGAGAAUUUCAGAGAAGAAAUGGCACAGGCAACUAUACCUACCAUGAAAAUUCAACAUGUCCUUUCAUUGAAUUCUGGGAGCGCAGAGUCCUGCGAAUCUCCCCUGGCAUCGAGCAGAUCGGGGAGCUGCACACAGACUUGGCCCUCUGCCUCCUUGUUGCCUGGGUCACAUGCUACUUCUGCAUAUGGAAGGGAGUCAAGUCCACUGGGAAGGUGGUGUACCUCACAGCGACCUUGCCCUACGUCAUGCUGACCAUCCUGCUGAUCCGUGGGGUCACCCUACCUGGAGCCUCCGAAGGAAUCAAGUUCUACCUGUACCCCAACCUGGGCCGUCUGGCUGACCCGCAGGUGUGGAUGGAUGCUGGGAGCCAAAUCAUGUUUUCUUACACCAUGUGCAUGGGGUGUCUGUCUGCAUUAGGCAGCUACAAUAAAUAUAACAACAACUGCUACAGAGACAGUCUGGUCCUCUGCGCUCUGAACGGCAGCACAAGCUUCAUCGCCGGAUUUGCCAUCUUCUCCAUCCUGGGCUUCAUGUCCUAUGAGCAGAACGUGCCCAUUUCCCAGGUGGCUGAGUCCGGUCCUGGAUUGGCAUUCAUCGCUUUUCCCCGUGCCGUCUCUAUGAUGCCCUACUCUCCUGUCUGGGCUUGCUUAUUCUUCACCACCAUCAUUCUGCUGGGCCUGGACACACAGUUCGUGGGUGUGGAGUGCCUGGUCACGGCUGUGGUGGACAUGUACCCGUCCGUGUUCCACCGGAAGAACCGCAGAGAGCUCUUCACCCUGGCGCUGGUGGUCGUGUUCUACCUGAUCGGACUCGUCAUGGUGACCGAGGGUGGAAUAUAUGUCUUCCAGCUGAUUGACUACUAUGCAGCCAGUGGACUGUCCAUCAUCUUCGUAGCUUUUUUUGAAAGUGUUUGCAUCGGCUGGAGCUAUGGUGCUGACCGUUUCUAUGACAACAUUGAAGAUAUGAUUGGCUACCGUCCAACACCUCUGAUAAAAUUCUGCUGGUUAUAUUUCACACCUAUGACCUGUUUUGGUACACUUGCUUUCUUCAUCACCAUGUACACCCCUCUGAAGUACAAUAAUGUGUAUGUUUACCCCUGGUGGGCUUAUGGGCUGGGCUGGCUCAUGGCUUUAUCUUCCAUCAUCUGUAUUCUUCUCUUGAUCAUCCUCAGAAUCGGCAGGGCCAAGGGAACACUGAGAGAGCGCAUCCUUCACCUCACCAAGCCCUCCAGUGGCCUCCCCAAACCAAGGAAGGGCAGAACAAGCCACUGGACAUCCCUGCCCAUCCCUGACACACAACCAGUCUCCACCCAUCAAAGACAGCCGCUUACAGAUUUCCAUGAGUUCCACCAGUAG
Molecule: messenger RNA, 1830 nt
Organism: Conger conger (European conger)
Lineage: Eukaryota; Metazoa; Chordata; Actinopteri; Anguilliformes; Congridae
Product: sodium- and chloride-dependent GABA transporter 2-like
Exons: 14
Coding region: 1-1830 (609 amino acids)
Biological process (GO): sodium ion transmembrane transport
Cellular component (GO): membrane
Source: RefSeq, a predicted model, not a curated record